Messenger RNA from Amoebophrya sp. A120, 3276 nucleotides. The record is from the annotation of a GenBank genome assembly. Lineage: Eukaryota; Dinophyceae; Syndiniales; Amoebophryaceae.
AUGAGUGCCACACCAGUGGGCAAUGGUCCCGCGGCUCCCGCACGGGCCGAGCUUUCGGCGCCACUGGUUGGCAACACCACGACGCGACGGCGGGGGCGCUGGCGACCAGUUCAGGAUUACUUUCGCGAGCCUAUGCGUUUCGUGUACAUGUGCUACGCCACGUUGGACCGGCUGGCGCCGUUUCCAGGAAGCCUGGUCGCAAUCGUGGGCACUCUCGUCUUUUUCCUGCUCAUCGGCUGCUUUACCAUGCCCUCAAAGGAGCUAACCUGGUACUGUAGAAAUGAAGAUGAAAAUCGUGAUUUUUGGUCUCUCUUCUGAUAAAUGUGUGAUCAUCUUCCCGAUGCCGAUCAUUCCUGGGAAGAUUUUAGUGUGGCAAUGGUUUGUUUCUGCUGGGAUGUGCAGCAUAAGCCCUCCCUCAAGCUGUGGUAGGCAGUCAGGUAGAAAUUCUUCAAUUUACCAUUCCCAGAGGAUUUGGAGUUAUUGUAUAUACAGGCUGUUGAUCCAAGUUCUUCGACAAUGGGCUUUGAUGUUGCUGGUGAACAGUGCGGAGUCGGUGUUACACGCAGGGCCGGUUUGGAUUGUGGUUCUGAUUGCAGCGGCCCUCUGGGUGCUCCAACUGAUGGGCUAUUUGCUUUUCGUGGAGGGCUGGCUUCUGCUGGCAACCGAACCCUUUCGGGUGUUACCCUCUGCCCUGGUCUUCGUGUGUCUGCUAACGUAUUCGGCAUUGCUGUGCGUCAAGCUUGUGGUAUAAAUGAAAUUGUUUGUUCGCGAUUUUCUGGCGAAAAUUUUUUUUGAGACAACUAGGAUUUGUGAUUAGACCAAUUUAUUGGGAGGAUGGUGAGCCUCGAGGCUGUUCAUCAUGUUUCGAAGAAACACUGACGAAAGUGAUGAGAGCUGGCACACAAUGAUAUAAUAAACAGAUCUACCUGUGCCCGCACUCGCUGGCUGCCGAGCUGUUUUUGGCCGAUCUGGGGGUGGCGGCUGCGCAGAACCGACGGAACGCAGCGGCGGAACCUGAACGGCCCCCGCCCUUACCGGUUGACGUGCUGAAGCUACUGGUGCAGGUACUGAGGGGAAAAAUUCUCCCUCCCCAUAUUCAACCGGGGCUUUCUGAUACUGGAUUUGUUUACAACACAAACAAGACGAAUCAGUAAACACCUCUGUCUUCCAUGCAGCCGAGGCACGUGCUCCAGGGCAUAGCCUGUAUCUAAUAUGUGUUGCGUUUUAGCCUACAGCAAAGAUGUCAGCCCUUUUUUCUUUAGUGCAAGCCAGAGCUGUUUUGUCUCCACAACUUGGCAUCUAACCGAGUCUACUAUUUCCACUCGAGUAUGGGGAGAGAUUUUUCCUUUCGGUAGCGGGGCCGCGUGGUGGACUUGUGGACGCCCCGUACCCAGGUGGCGGAGCUCGAGGGGAAGCCGUGCGCCGUGUGCUGCGACGAAUUUACCGGGACCGAUGUGGUGAUCAAUCUGCCCUGCCAGCACGUGUUUCACCAGGAAUGCGUCUAUCCUGUGCAAAACCCUAUCCAUCCCGUGCUUGGCCAGCAAAUCUGCAUGCUGUGAUGGAUGUGUCGGCGCGCCGUGUGGGUCCCGCCCAUUAGAGCCAUUUCUUCGUACGUAAUGUUUGGGACAACUAGGACUAGUACUUUGUCAUGCUCUGCUAAUCAGGACGUUGAGGCAAACCAUAAACCCUGUACAACUACUAGCUAAGCUCGGCACGACUUCUACGCUGCAUAUCCAGACUUGCCACAACGCGCGCAGUACCAGCGCGGUCUGUUAUUUAUGCCAUGCGUGACGAGUCCUACUACUGCCGGACUUUGGCUUGCCUAGUUUUCGUGUCCCAUCUUGGCUAUGGGGCAUGGAUAUCGGUUUUUCAUUAGGAAUGCGUCCUUGAGUGGUUCACGAGGGGGAAUCGCGAAUGUCCCUUGUGCCGACGAGACGUUGAGGAGACGUUGCAUCACUCACCAACAUAUGGAUUGCAAACAUGUCUGGGUCUGGAAGAAUGGAAGGUUUGUCAUGCAUAAUUUGCAUGACCGAUGACGCUUGCAAUGCGUGGCCUAGUAUCACAGACUUUUGGAGGGCUUUGCAAUGCCUAUUCCGCAUGAGAAAUGCCCUCUUCACGUAGCACAAACUGGACUCCUCUUGCUGGUCAUGCAAUACAGAUAUUUUUAGAAUCCAAAAAUAGCAUUACAAGCUGCCUUCUUCCAGACCCAGACAUAUUUGCAUUUGAUACAACAAGUUCCUACGGACAUGGAGUGAAUGCCUCAGCUACCUCUAUAACCCGCUCAGGUGUUACAAUCUCAAACGUUACAAUAGAAUAUGGAAAUCUGUGAUGCAAGAGUGCAUGAUCUAGCCAACUCUCAUCGCAUUGCGCAUGACAAGUUCCGGAGCCCCGAACCCCACUACAAUCUGACGAAGUUUGUAUUGCAGAAAGUGGAACGCUCUGCGAGUCUGUCAUGCUCAUCAUGCAAGACAAAUUUCAGAUUCUAUUGUAACGUUUGAGAUUGUAACACCUGAGAGGGUUAUAACCUCCCCGGACACUUUCUACUGCCCCGAGGCGCUGCCUGGUGUGGAAGACGCGCCUGGAGAGCGGGAACAACUUGCGCAGCGGCCAGGAGGAGGUUCGGCCGAUAACACGAGGAACAGGAGCAGCCCAUGGAGUGGAAACACUUCGAGAGGGGGUCCACCUGUCGCGAAUGCGAAUGCUGGUCGCAGCCCCGUCGUGCAGAGGAAUGGGAGUGCUGUCUUUCCGCCCGUAGUAGCAGUUCCUCAUGCGAGAACGGGACCACGGUUUUUCCCUGAUGCGCAAGGAGCCUACAACGAAGAGGAUCCGCCGCCACUACUCCCUGACGUGAUUUUGUGACGUCGUCCUGCGAUAAUUCUACGCAAGUCGUAGGGAUCGACUUGUCUGCGUGUGCUUCAGCAGGGUGCCACCGAGCGACUCUUUCUCAGAUAGACUCUGCACUUACUGAUGCAUUUACUGUACGAUUUCAAGAAACCUGUAAAAUAAAAGAUGAUUGGAUCAAACGAGUGCCCCCUGCGUGGGCUGCUGUAUUUUCGACGCCGCCUUCCUAAAAAGGUUUUACUUGCAGUAUUUUGCCAACUACAAUCGAGAUGAUAAGUUUAACGAACACUUACUGUAAAAUUCGUUGCUACCACAUGCUACCCGCCUCCAUCUACCCCCGUUUCGAACGAGGCAGAACAGGUGCAAGUGAAAAGAAAAUGACUUCCACGAAAUUUUUCAUAUCGACGAAAAGCAAAUAUAGUUCUGCAUGCAGGU